Messenger RNA from Auanema sp. JU1783, 1665 nucleotides. NCBI's taxonomy places the organism in Eukaryota, Metazoa, Nematoda, Chromadorea, Rhabditida, Rhabditidae. The record is from the annotation of a GenBank genome assembly.
AUGGGCUUAUGUUCUCUUUUGAACCUCUUUUUCACUGUAAGUUCUUGUGCUCAACCUAUAUCCGUCAACACAAUUCAAACUAAAUAUGGCGAGAUUAAUGGACUAGACAUAUCGCUUGGUAGAACACUAAUCAAAGCGUAUGAAGGAAUACCUUAUGCUCAGCCGAUUAACUCUUCAACUCGUUUUCAGAAGAGCGAGAUGGUUUUACCUUGGGAUAACGUACUAGAAGCCAAUACCAGAAAACCAACAUGUUACGAAAGAUUAUUAUCCGAUGGCAUAUACUCAGAAGACUGUUUAUAUCUUGAUAUUUACACUCCGCCGGAAAUAGACAACUCCACACUCUUACCUGUUGUUGUAUAUUUGUCAAAUGAAUUAGAUAACACCGGGAUGAAUGAUAAUACGUUGGCUUUCCGUAUUGUUCCUCAAAAUAUCAUUUUGGUUGCUGUACAGUACAGGAAAGGACCUUUCGGCUUUUUGCAUGUACCAGAGCUCGAUUUGCCGUCCAAUGUUGGCUUAUGGGACUCGAACUUGGCACUGUUAUUUUUGCAAGAUGUUCUUAGCGCAUUUGGAGGGGAUCCUAACAGAAUAACAUUGAUGGGCCAGGGUCUGGCUGCUACUCUGACUAGUGCUCAUGCAGUCUCUCCACAAUCAAGUCACUUGAUAUCUCAAACUAUACAAAUGAGUGGAAGCAUUUGGGGUAUUGGAACAAGCCAAAUAGCUACUAAAGCCAAUUCGAGAGAAUUGAUUACUUCCUUGAAUUGUCCGAUAGUAGAUGAUCAAGAAUUCUUGGAAUGUUUGCGAAAUUUGACAGUAGAAGAAAUACUUUCAGAGACGGGAAACAUGACGUUCGGCCCUAUCAUUGAUGAAGAGUUUCUUCCCGCUUAUCCUCAAAUACUAGUCGAAGAAGCCAAGCCUAUACCAAGUCUCAUCACUGUCACCACAUAUGGCUAUCAAUCACGAGAACUGUUCGCAGCUUCUCCAUCAUUUUUCUAUGAUUUCAACAAGGAAAAUUUAAUUGAUUAUGUUCGAGAUCAAAUUUCUCCGAAGUAUGAGAACGAGUUUCCACGAGCUGAAAAGGAAAUCUUCAAGCAGUACAUUCCUUUUAAAAACAUGACUUCCACGCAGCUUCUCUCGCAAUUUGUAAAACUGAUUGAAGAUAUCUCUUCGUUCGUUCCAACAGCACGAGAACUUGAACACAGGACGAAAAGAUCAGCCGAAUGUUUCUUGAUGUUCUGGGAUUAUAGCUCUCCAAACCAGUUCCCCUCUAACUUCUCCUUGAAAGGAAGCUAUUAUGGACAGGAAUUGGCAUACCUCAGCGACUACUUCGCUUUUUCCCCUUUCAACUUUUCCGAAGAUGACUUGACGGUCCGAAGACUCUUUGUGGAUUCUCUCACACAUUUCAUCAGAACAGGUGAUCCAUCAACAGCUGAUUUCAAAUGGUCAUCAUACAACGGCAAUCAAACGUAUCUGAAAAUGAAACCAAAUCCAGAAAUAGAUGAAGAUCUGUUUGAGACAUCUCUAUCCUUCUGGAAUCAUAUGAGCAAAUUCGGAAAAGAUAUAAUCUCUGGCACGAAUACGGACGUGGAAAAUAUGGAAAGUAGCGCAUCCAACUUCUAUUGUAGUUUAGCAUUUUUGAUAUUUUUGAAUAUUUUAUUUUUUCAUUAA